ACUGCAGUGAAAUAUAAUAAAAACGAUUUAAAUUUUUGAAUAAGAAACAUAAAUAAUAAAUAAUUACUUAAAUAUUCUAACUGAGCGAAAGUGAUACGAAAUGAAAUUAAUUCUUCUGGGAUUACUUGCGGCAAUUGCCGUAACUGAAGGUCAGAUCGCAAAGAAUACAUGCAAGCAAGCCGGUUACUUUGCAUUCGUUGAUAAUAUGCCAGCCUUUUAUGGCUGCUAUCUCAAUGAAGAUGGUAGUUUCACCAUUAAAUAUCUGACAUGUUCAAGUGGAUACGUUUUCAACCAAGAAGCCGGUUCUUGUGUGCUGAAGAAUGCCGAAGUUUCCUCAAGUACAACCGCACAGCCCGUUGAAAGUACUACUACUUCAACUACAGUGACCACCAAAGCGCCUGAAACUACUAAAAAUCCAGAAACCACAGGAGAACCUAAAACUAGUACCAGUGAAAAACCAAGCACCAGCGAAGAAUCUACUACCCGUGAAGAACCUAGUACCAGUGUAGAACCCAACACAAGUGAAAAACCUACUACAACUGAGGAGUCUAGUACCAGCGAAGAGCCUACCACCAGGAGGGAGCCUACUACAAGUGAGGAACCUAAUACCAGUGAAGAGCCAAACACUACCAAAGAACCUACUACAACUGAGGAACCUAGUAGCACUGCGGAACCUAGUACCAGUGUAAAACCUAGCACUAGUGAAGAACCUACUAUAACUGAGGAGUCUAGUACCAGCGAAGAGCCUACCACCAGAAGGGAGCCUACUACAAGUGAAGAACCCAGCACUAGUGAAAAACCAACUACCACUGAAGAACCAAGUACCAGUGAUGAAUCUACUACAAGUGAAGAGCCUAGUACCAGCGAUGAAUCUACAACCAGUGAAGAAUCUACUACCACUGAAGAACCAAGUACCAGUGAUGAAUCUACCACAAAUGAAGAGCCUAGUACUAGCGAUGAAUCUACAACCAGUGAAAAACCUACUACAACUGAGGAGCCUAGUACCAGUGAUGAAUCUACUACAAGUGAAGAGCCUAGUACCAGCGAUGAAUCUACAAUCAGUGAAAAACCAACUACCACUGAAGAACCAAGCACCAGUGAUGAAUCUACUACAAGUGAAGAGCCUAGUACCAGCGAUGAAUCUACAACCAGUGAAGAACCAACUACCACUGAAGAACCAAGUACCACUGAUGAAUCUACUACAAAUGAAGAGUCUAGUACUAGCGAUGAAUCCACAACCAGUGAAGAACCCAGAACCAGUGAAGAACCAACUACCACUGAAGAACCAAGUACCACUGAUGAAUCUACUACAAGUGAAGAGCCUAGUACUAGCGAUGAAUCCACAACCAGUGAAGAACCCAGAACCAGUGAAGAACCAACUACCACUGAAGAACCAAGUACCACUGAUGAAUCUACUACAAGUGAAGAGCCUAGUACUAGCGAUGAAUCCACAACCAGUGAAGAGCCCAGAACCAGUGAAGAACCAACUACCACUGAAGAAACAAGUACCAGUGAUGAAUCUACUACAAAUGAAGAGCCUAGUACUAGCGAUGAAUCCACAACCAGUGAAGAACCCAGAACCAGUGAAGAACCAACUACCACUGAAGAACCAAGUACCACUGAUGAAUCUACUACAAGUGAAGAGCCUAGUACUAGCGAUGAAUCCACAACCAGUGAAGAACCCAGAACCAGUGAAGAACCAACUACCACUGAAGAACCAAGUACCACUGAUGAAUCUACUAUAAGUGAAGAGCCUAGUACCAGCGAUGAAUCUACAGCCAGUGAGGAAUCCAGUACCAGUGAAGAACCAAGCACUAGCGAAAAACCUACUACAACUGAGGAGCCUGGUACCAGUGAUGAAUCUACUACAAGUGAAGAGCCUAGUACCAGCGAUGAAUCUACAACCAGUGAAGAACCAACUACCACUGAAGAACCAAGUACCAGUGAUGAAUCUACUACAAAUGAAGAGCCUAGUACCAGCGAUGAAUCUACAACGAGUGAAGAACCAACUACAACUGAGGAGCCUAGUACCAGUGAUGAAUCUACUACAAAUGAAGAGUCUAGUACUAGCGAUGAAUCCACAACCAGUGAAGAACCCAGAACCAGUGAAGAACCAACUACCACUGAAGAACCAAGUACCACUGAUGAAUCUACUACAAGUGAAGAGCCUAGUACUAGCGAUGAAUCCACAACCAGUGAAGAGCCCAGAACCAGUGAAGAACCAACUACCACUGCAGAAACAAGUACCAGUGAUGAAUCUACUACAAAUGAAGAGCCUAGUACUAGCGAUGAAUCCACAACCAGUGAAGAACCCAGAACCAGUGAAGAACCAACUACCACUGAAGAACCAAGUACCACUGAUGAAUCUACUAUAAGUGAAGAGCCUAGUACCAGCGAUGAAUCUACAGCCAGUGAGGAAUCCAGUACCAGUGAAGAACCAAGCACUAGCGAGAAACCUACUACAACUGAGGAGCCUAGUACCAGUGAUGAAUCUACUACAAAUGAAGAGCCUAGUACCAGCGAUGAAUCUACAGCCAGUGAGGAAUCCAGUACCAGUGAAGAACCAAGCACUAGCGAAAAACCUACUACAACUGAGGAGCCUGGUACCAGUGAUGAAUCUACUACAAGUGAAGAGCCUAGUACCAGCGAUGAAUCUACAACCAGUGAAGAACCAACUACCACUGAAGAACCAAGUACCAGUGAUGAAUCUACUACAAAUGAAGAGCCUAGUACCAGCGAUGAAUCUACAACGAGUGAAGAACCAACUACAACUGAGGAGCCUAGUACCAGUGAUGAAUCUACUACAAAUGAAGAGUCUAGUACUAGCGAUGAAUCCACAACCAGUGAAGAACCCAGAACCAGUGAAGAACCAACUACCACUGAAGAACCAAGUACCACUGAUGAAUCUACUACAAGUGAAGAGCCUAGUACUAGCGAUGAAUCCACAACCAGUGAAGAGCCCAGAACCAGUGAAGAACCAACUACCACUGCAGAAACAAGUACCAGUGAUGAAUCUACUACAAAUGAAGAGCCUAGUACUAGCGAUGAAUCCACAACCAGUGAAGAACCCAGAACCAGUGAAGAACCAACUACCACUGAAGAACCAAGUACCACUGAUGAAUCUACUACAAGUGAAGAGCCUAGUACUAGCGAUGAAUCCACAACCAGUGAAGAACCCAGAACCAGUGAAGAACCAACUACCACUGAAGAACCAAGUACCACUGAUGAAUCUACUAUAAGUGAAGAGCCUAGUACCAGCGAUGAAUCUACAGCCAGUGAGGAAUCCAGUACCAGUGAAGAACCAAGCACUAGCGAGAAACCUACUACAACUGAGGAGCCUAGUACCAGUGAUGAAUCUACUACAAAUGAAGAGCCUAGUACCAGCGAUGAAUCUACAGCCAGUGAGGAAUCCAGUACCAGUGAAGAACCAAGCACUAGCGAAAAACCUACUACAACUGAGGAGCCUAGUACCAGUGAUGAAUCUACUACCAGUGAAGAGCCUAGUACCAGCGAUGAAUCUACAACCAGUGAGGAAUACAGUACUAGUGAAGAACCAAGGACAAGCGAAAAACCUCCUAAAACUACCAGUGAUGAACCUGCUACAAGUGAAGAACGAAGUACCACUGAAGAAUCUUCAACAAGUGAAAAUCUAAGCACUAGCGAAGAAUUUACUACAACUGAGGGGCCUAGUAGCAGUGAGGAGCCAAGAACUAGUGAAGAAUCUGCUAUAACUGAGGAGCCUAGUACCAGCCAAGCACCAAAGAGCAGCGAAGAACCUACUACAAGUCAUGCAUCUAGUACAAGUCAAGAGCUGAGCACCACCGAAGAACCUCGUACCACUGAGAAAUCUACUCCAAGUGAUGCGCCCAGCACUACUGUAGAACCAAGCACCACAAACGAUCCUGCUACUAGUGAAAAAUCAACCCAUAGUGAGAAUCCGGUAACCCCUGAGAAACCUGCUACUACUGAGAAAUUGAGUACCACUGCCAUAUCGGAUACGAGCAUAGCGCCAACUACACCUACACCAAGACCAUCAUUUAAAUGCCCUUAUGAGGGAUUCUUCCCGCGUCCCAAUGCUUGCAAGAAAUUCUCUUACUGUACAAUGCAUAGGGGCCAACUAAGGCAGUUUAAACUAGAAUGCCCUCGUGGUCAAAAAUUCAACAAAGAAAACCUUUAUUGUGAUCCCGAAUCCCAUUGCAUUGAAAACGAUUACUCAUCUGAAGAGGAGCAUCGCAAAUCAUUUGAAUGCAGAGUAGAGGGCACUUAUCCUCAUCAGAAUGAUUGUACCAAAUAUUAUACAUGCGAAUGGAGCAGCCAACAUCGCACCUUCAUGCAAACGCCCAGUGUUUGCCCGAGCGGUAAAGUCUAUCUCCUCGAUACUCGAGCGUGCGGUAGAGAGGGCUUCCUGACAUGCCUGCAUCGUCCGAUUGGUUCAAAGCACCACAGUUAUUAGGAAUCAGAACAUUUCUAAAAAACUUACCGAAUCCAAGCGCGUCCAUUUUCGGUGUAUUAUAUUUAUUUCACAUGUAAAAUAAAAAGCAUUUUAUUAAUUUAAGGUUUUUAUGAUAAGACUAAACGAAUACUUUUUA
Messenger RNA from Anastrepha obliqua, 4589 nucleotides. Its product is annotated as serine-rich adhesin for platelets-like. The coding region runs from base 101 to 4453 and encodes 1450 amino acids. Gene Ontology annotation, cellular component: extracellular region. Gene Ontology annotation, molecular function: chitin binding. NCBI's taxonomy places the organism in Eukaryota, Metazoa, Arthropoda, Insecta, Diptera, Tephritidae. The record is from RefSeq and is a predicted model, not a curated record. The transcript has a single exon.